CCUCCGAACUCCCGUCCUGUACCACAGAGGUUGGUAAAAAUGGCUGAAAUAGAUUUCGGGGAUAGUGAGCUUUUUCAGCAGCUUGAUGACUCCGCACCGCGUCUGUCAAAACACCUUCACUUCACAGAUGAUGAAGAAGACCAGGAGGAGACGAGCCAGCUUAGGAGCAGACUGGAGGAGUGUGAUGACUACAUUCAGAGACUCACGGAGGAGAAUAAAGGUUUGAGAAGAAAACAGAACAUCUUGACGCGACCAAGCACCAUCGCAAUUGAAGAUGUCAAUUUUGACGGGCCACUUCUUCAAAUCCUUUAUACAAACAAUGCUAUUUCAAAGCAGUGUCGUCAAGAAAUUGAAGACUGCAUCUGCAGUGUGAUUUUGAAACACCAGAAACCGAGCAGUGAAAAGAAAAAAUCCACUUUUCACAUUAAGCCUCAGUGUUCAGCUUUUGCUUUGGAUGAAGAUCCACAAAAGUCAUCUUCUAGUACUGUAAGAACAACAUCAGAAGCCUUUAAAGUGGUUGGAAGCGUUUUAUAUUUCACUACUUUCAGUCUGGAUAAACUUGGGCAGCCUCUGGUGAAUGAAAACCCCCAGAUGACAGAAGGAUGGGAAGUUCCAGCCUAUAACCAGGUUUUCAACCAAGUCAUUGGCACAGAUGGACAGGAAAUAGAAAUGAAAGACAAAAGACCCAAAUCUAUGUGUUUCAACUGCGGUUCGGGUGGUCAUCAGCUGAGAGACUGUCCCAAGCCUAAAGACAUGGCUGCAAUUAAUGAGAGAAGAAAGGAGUUUAAUCAGAACAGCAACCAGGCCGUGCAGAGUAACCAGCGAUACCAUGCUGAAGAAGUGGAGGAGCGGUUUGCUAAAUACAAGCCUGGGGUCAUGAGUGAGGAACUGUUGACAGCCCUGGGAGUUGAUGCCAACACCCUCCCUCCUCUUAUUUAUCGCAUGAGGCAGCUAGGCUACCCGCCAGGUUGGCUCAAAGAGGCAGAGAUGGAAAACUCUGGGUUAACGCUGUAUGAUGGAAGUGUGUCCAAUGAUGACAAUGUAAUACACAAUACCAGUUCGCAAAACAUCUCUUAUGAUGUUUCCAAACUGAUCGAUUUCCCAGGCUUCAAUGUUCCUGCACCAAACAAAAUGAAAGAUGAGUUCUUGCAUUAUGGUUCAAUUCCAAUGCAGCGCAUUCACAUGAAGCAAAACUUUGCAGCCUACCUGUCCAGCAACUUCCCCAUGUCUGGUGCGACCUCUAGCAAGAGACGGCAUGAAUCUGACUCAUCCCCACAGCUACGGAAGAAGACGAGGACCAGUCCUGGUGGAAGCUCGGAUAUGGAUAUUGAAUCCGACCCAGGAACGCCUUAUGCUCAUGACUUUCAGUUCCAGCCUCCACUACCCCCCGGCUCGCCUUGCUUCAGUUCACCUCCUCCUUUACCCCGGGGCACUCCUCCUGCUACACCCACUCCCCCUCCUCUCCCUAAAGGUACACCUCCUCUCACACCCACCAAUGGCUCCCCAGCUCUACGAGGGCGUGACUGGGUAGUAGUUGAUGAGACUGUGGAGGGAGCAGAGGAUGACCUAACAUUGGAAGAACUCGAGGAGCAGCAGAGACUCAUUUGGGCAGCUUUAGAAAAUGCUGACACGGCCACCAAUAGUGACUGUGAGACACCUGCAAUGGGAACACCUGUCCCUAGCUCACCAAGCGUGUCCACACCUGCGCAUGCAGACACUGAAACAGAAGAGAUUGAAGAAGUGAUGGACACAGCAAAACCCACAGAGACUUGUCAUAGCAGUGAAAAUCUAAAGGAACCGGGGGAUCGAGAGAUUUGCUCUGAGAGCCCUGGGCCUAUUAAAGUUGAGGAUGAUAGUCCUCAGAGCCCUGAACCAGUCAAAACAGAAGACCACAGUCUUCAGAGCCCUGAACCAGUCAAAACAGAAGACAACAGUCUUCAGAGCCCUGAACCAGUCAAAAUAGAAGACCGCAGUCUUCAGAGCCCUGAACCAGUCAGAACAGAAGACAACAGUCCUCAGAGCCCCGAACCAGUCAAAACAGAAGACAACAGUCCUCAGAGCCCUGAUCCAGUCAAAAGAGAAGACAACAGUCCUCAGAGCCCUGGUCCAGUCAAAGCAAAAGAAGACAGCCCGCAGAGCCCUGAUCCAGUUAAAUGUCAGAGAGACCACGUGCAGAGCACUGAUCCAUUCAAAUGCCAUGAAGAUAACCCGCAGAGCCCUGUUCCAGAUUUUGGUGAGGCUGGAGAUUGUCCUUCUCCUGUGAAUGUUGAGAAGGUAACAGUCGUUCCUCAUCGGAGCAACUUUGCAGCAGGCAUUGUUCCAUUUGAAGAUACACCAGAAUUCACUGAAGUUGCUACAGCCACAGGGACAUACCUUAAGAUUAGAGACUUACUUAAAAGUUCCCCUCGAAAUUUGGCAAAGAGAAAAUAAAAGUCUAAGGUUUACCAUCUUGAUUUAGAACAGAUAUGUGGAUAUUUUUUAAGCAAAAACUUUGUACAAAAUUGAAUGUAUAUACAUUUUACAUGUAAACAUACAGUGAGGGAGGGGCAUCAAGAGACACUGCAACAGCAAUUGUACAUUGUUUGUAGCACUAGUGUUAAUGAUGUUUAUUUCAUUGUAAUUUUUUUUUAAAGGUAAUGUCUUGACAUGUAUUAAUUUUAAAAUGGUGUUUACAUAUCUUUUUUUUUAAUUUUUGACCUACUUGAAAUGCUCCAAAAUGUUGAAGUAAACAUGCUUGUAUUUGCU
Messenger RNA from Scatophagus argus, 2745 nucleotides. RefSeq names its product zinc finger, CCHC domain containing 8 (gene zcchc8). NCBI's taxonomy places the organism in Eukaryota, Metazoa, Chordata, Actinopteri, Scatophagidae. Gene Ontology annotation, cellular component: catalytic step 2 spliceosome. The coding region runs from base 40 to 2430 and encodes 796 amino acids. The transcript is spliced from 14 exons. Gene Ontology annotation, molecular function: RNA binding; zinc ion binding. The record is from RefSeq and is a predicted model, not a curated record.